Messenger RNA from Trichoplusia ni (cabbage looper), 1338 nucleotides. It is a transcript of the gene Txl, whose product is annotated as thioredoxin-like protein 1. The transcript has 6 exons. Bases 79 to 939 code for a protein of 286 amino acids. The record is from RefSeq and is a predicted model, not a curated record. Lineage: Eukaryota; Metazoa; Arthropoda; Insecta; Lepidoptera; Noctuidae.
UGAAGUAUCACUGUAUCAUUCCCAGUGUUGUCAUUGUAGACACUUGUUUUACUCAUAGGAAUCAGUAAAAUUAAAACAAUGGGUUUAGCUACAGUUAUUGAAAGUGAAGCCCACUUUCAGACGGAAAUGGCAAAUGCUGGUACAAAGCUUGUUGUAGUGGAUUUCACAGCGACUUGGUGUCCGCCGUGCCAGCGAAUCGCUCCGUUCUUCGAGCAGCUGCCGGCGAAGUUCCCUCGGGCCGUGUUCCUGAAAGUGGACGUCGGCAGGUGCGCGGAGACCGCCAGCGCUCAGGGCAUCAGUGCGAUGCCAACAUUCAUAUUCUACAGGAACCGGACACGGAUUGACCAGCUACAGGGUGCUGACCCGGGUACACUAGAGACUAAAGUUAGACAAUACUAUGGUACUGAUGAGGCAGGAGAUGAUGACAACACUGUUGCAGGACAUAUGGACUUAGCCACGUUCAUCACUAAGAGUGAGUGUGAAUGCCUGAAUGAGGCUGACAACCAUCCACUGGCGCACUGCCUGACUAGCGCUGGAGGCUACCUCGCCAGCGACUGUGAUGAACAACUCAUCAUCAAUAUUACUUUCAAUCAGUUGGUGAAACUACAUUCCUUAAAAAUCAAAGCUCCUAGUGACAAGGGACCAAAGUCGGUGAAAGUGUUUAUCAACCAGCCGAGAACACUAGACUUUGAUCAGGCAGCCGGCAACAUGUCUGUGCAAGAUCUUGAUUUUACAACAAGUGAUCUUGAAGGCAACCCAGUGCCUCUGAAGUUCGUCAAGUUCCAAAGUGUCCAGAACAUUCAGUUGUUCAUAAAAGACAAUCAAUCUGGAGGUGAUGUUACGCAGAUUGAUCACCUUGCCUUCUACGGGUCACCAAUCUCCACAACCAACAUGGGAGAAUUCAAGCGCAUUGCAGGAAAGAAGGGAGAGAGCCAUUAGAAGUGUUUGUCUAAUGAAUGCCAUAGAAAAUGGUUCAGUCUUGUCAUGUGUUCACUAAUUGACUCAAGUGUCUUGUAGGAAUUAACUUGUUUCGUUCAUAUUAUAUCUGGCAGCUGUGUAAACUGCCAUUACAGUAGUUCUCUUCUAAAAUGUCUAAAGAACAAUAACAGAUCUGAACUAUUUUCUUUGAGAAAAGAUGCAUUUCUCAAACUGUGUCAAAUAAUUAAACAUGAAUUUUCUAAUAUAUAUUUUUGCGCAUAUUUAUAAAAUAUGGUAACACUGAUAAUUAAUUAUUAUUGUAUUUAAGUGUAAAGGUCAUUCCAGGGCCACAGUUUGUUAAAUGGGGAGUCUGUAAUAUCAGGAAUUUGUAUAUUCAAUAAAUAAACGUACACAAGUAUA